Strongylus vulgaris is the source of this 561-nucleotide messenger RNA. NCBI's taxonomy places the organism in Eukaryota, Metazoa, Nematoda, Chromadorea, Rhabditida, Strongylidae. The record is from the annotation of a GenBank genome assembly.
AUGUGUGAGUUCAGCUUUACGAUGAAUCAUACUAUUACUAAAGGGGAGCGCGAUGACGCACUUGAUCAAUGGGCUGUAGACAACAACUUGUUUGAGGCCUAUCAAAACUACAGGACUAAAACUGAGUCUGCUAGAGAAGAACGGCAGAAAGCUAUACUUAAUACGCUGGACUAUGUGCGCGGAUUCUUUGAGAAAGUAGAGGAAUUCCAGAGGAGGGAGCGCGAUGACGCACUUGAUCAAUGGGCUGUAGACAACAACUUGUUUGAGGCCUAUCAAAACUACAGGACUAGUACUGAGUCUGCUAGAGAAGAACGGCAGAAAGCUAUACUUAAUACGCUGGACUAUGUGCGCGGAUUCUUUGAGAAAGUAGAGGAAUUCCAGAGGAGUAAGAGUUACACCUGCAGUCAGGAAGCAGAUGGGAUUCGUGAGCUAUGUUCUACCCUUAGCGUUCUGGAACGUCAGCUAGUGAAUAAUCUGUUGUUUGCUUAUAGGACUGAGCCUAGUGGAAGGUUCAAAAAGUCGUUAGCUUUUGCUUUUGCUGACACAAAUUUGUUAGGAUAA